AUGAGCAGUUCAAAUAAACCUACGCGAGCACAAGAACACCAAAAGUCUAACCGACUGUUGCUCCCCAGAAAGCUCCAAGACUCUGAUCAUGAGCCUCAAUAUGCGCCUCUCGAUGUCUCCGACAUACCCAGGGCAUCCUUGACAUCAGUCGCAUGCAACAACUGCCGCGUCCGGAAAUCAAAGUGUGAUGGUCGUAAACCAACAUGUUCGGCCUGCGCGAGCCGAAGACAGCAUUGUGUAUAUCGUGCUGAAGUUUCGCAUGAAAAGAUGAUAGAGCUGCGAAAGGGCUCUAAAGAUCUCUUUCAGGCAUUGGAGCUCCUGAGGACAGCCCCUGAUGAGCAAGCUCAACAUCUGCUGGAGACAUUGCGCAGCACUGAUUCUGUAUCGGAAUUCUUGCAACUUCUUGACUCAGACAUCAUAAAGCCACCUUCUCCAGCCGACCCCCUUGCCACCAGUCUUGCGGGAACUUCAGCGGAUUCAACAAUGGAACUGGACCUAAACAUGCGAUUUUCUGGUGUGUUUCCUGUACUGGAAACUCUUGACAUCAAGGAUGUAGAUCUUGGUCUACUGGCAAUUAACAAACGGGCCCUCGCAUCUUCGAAUCAACAAGCGACAGCACCCUUGACACCUUUCUCGCCAAUAGAAUCAGAUCAAAGAUCGGAGACACCCACGACUUCUGAAUCCUUCUCGACGCCAAGCGACACCACUGGAGAUACUGGCGUUGACCCUCGGCUAGAAUCUCUUCAAAUAUGGCAGUGGACUUCCAUACCUAUACCCGAAAGCCUGGCUGCGCAGGCAAUAUCUUUCUAUCUAGCCAACGAACACCCUCUACUAGCACUUUUCGAUGCUGAUCUAUUCAUCCGAGAUUUUGUGGCAGGUGGAGGUCGCUUCUGCUCACAACUUCUCGUCAGCUCACUUCUUGCCUGGGCCUGCGCUUCCUACUCUCAGUUUGAGCCACGAGCUCAAACACUCUCUCUUGCCUUUUUGAGAGAGGCCAAGAGGCGAUGGAAGGAUCUAACAGACCAUACUGCUAUCACUACGUUAUCAUCAGCAAUGCUUCUUACCCUUACUUGUAACCAGAAUGGCCAAGACAAAGUUGGUCUGUUCUAUCUCGACGCCAGUGUAAAAAUAGGUUAUGAGCUUGGUUUGUUCAGUGAUGAUGGAUCAUCAGUACCUGAUUUCAACGACGACGACGAAACAAGGACAGCAGCAUCGUUUGCUGCCUGGGGUGCCUUUGGCUGGCACAGUCUCCAUUGUAUCAACUUCCGAGCAAAACACCGAAUAAGACAUCCGCCAUCUUUACCUAUACCAGGAGAUGUAUCCGGGCCGCCCCUGAAUGACCAUAUGGGAAGCACGUUCACAUGGAUAUCCAAGUUCUGGGUCAUUAUACAUCAAGCAUUUCGUGACGACUAUAGCCACUUUAGCCGUCUACCAAUGUCGCACGCCCAUCGAAUGUAUCAACUAUUACUUGAAUGGGCCAGUAUCCUUCCAGAGAACGUACAGAGGAGUGAGAACUGCCCUCACCAUGUUCUGGUGCUACAUAUUUGGUACCAGACAGCAGUGAUAGACAUUUGGCGCCCGUUCCUCGGUCGUAGAAGCUAUGAAGACGCCGGGGGAAGCGAACUUGCCACUGCCACUGCCACUCACGAAGCAUCCGUCCAUCAACUCAAACGGCUUAUCUAUCUAUACAGGAAGCGAUUCGAGUCAACAAACCUUACCAUGUUCAUCACCCCUGGACUUCUCACACUCAUCAACGAGGUCUUUCGAAAUCCCGGUACAUCCGACGCUCAGUUUUACUUCAUUUUGGCGGCGCGUGGAUGCUUGUCGAUAGCAUCUUGGUGCAAGGGGCUCCGAGGUAUUACAGAGGGCUUGAUGACAAUAGGGUGGCAAAACGGAACCUUCAAACGUGAAGGUUGGACAGACAACAGCAUGAUUGAGGACAUCAGAGCUACAACACGGGCGCUCAACCAAGAGGGCACGUAUAGCAGUCUUUACCCAAUCAACCUCGACUCAACGAGUGAGAGCAUGGACGAUAUAGGCAUGGAAGCCUUGGCGGGCGAAUUUCAGAGGCUGAGUUCACAAAAUGAGCCCACGCGCGGGAAAGAAGUCGAGAUGACCAGUGAGCCUAACGUCUGGAAGGGAGACCAACGAGACUUGGACUUGACGUUGACUGAGGCGACGGAAGAGGAGGAAUACACUUAG
Fusarium subglutinans is the source of this 2202-nucleotide messenger RNA. RefSeq names its product conidial development fluffy. Lineage: Eukaryota; Fungi; Ascomycota; Sordariomycetes; Hypocreales; Nectriaceae. The coding region runs from base 1 to 2202 and encodes 733 amino acids. Gene Ontology annotation, molecular function: zinc ion binding; DNA-binding transcription factor activity, RNA polymerase II-specific. Gene Ontology annotation, biological process: regulation of DNA-templated transcription. The transcript is spliced from 5 exons. The record is from RefSeq and is a predicted model, not a curated record.